This is a messenger RNA of Anopheles coustani, 660 nucleotides long. RefSeq lists its product as uncharacterized. Bases 55 to 660 code for a protein of 201 amino acids. Gene Ontology annotation, cellular component: extracellular region. Lineage: Eukaryota; Metazoa; Arthropoda; Insecta; Diptera; Culicidae. The transcript has 5 exons. The record is from RefSeq and is a predicted model, not a curated record. Gene Ontology annotation, molecular function: chitin binding.
UCGUCGCGUCGUGCGGAAAAAGUAAAAGUUGUUUGCGUGCACCCCCAGCUGAAAAUGUUUCUCCGGCGAACGAAUUCGGUAGUUUUACUGAUAUUUGGAUGUCUCCUUAUAAUAGAUGGUCACGAGCAAAAGAAUCGCACCAAAAGAGGACGGAAUGCGCGAACCUCCAACACAGCACAGUCGGUCGAUGGCUCCGAACCGAGCCAGGAUCUUGAUUCCAACGGCAACAGCCAGCAGGAACAGGACGUCCCCGACAUUCCGCCCGGAUUUCUAAGCCCUUCGGUACAGGAGUAUCUGGAGCUUGGGAAAUCCAUCCCUGGCCGGCCCGGAACUGACUACCCCAUCCUGUCGGCGAUUCCGUACACCAAUUUUUACUGCGACGAGCAAGAAUACCCCGGCUUUUUCGCGGACAUGGACACGAGGUGUCAAGGAUGGCACUAUUGCGACAUCGACGGACGCCAGGCGACAUUCCUCUGCCCCAACGGGACGCAGUUUUCGCAAGCGGUAUUCGUGUGCGACUGGUGGUUUAACGUGCGCUGUGAUCUCUCGCCCCGGCUCUACUCAAUCAACGCCCGGCUGUACCAGCGACCGAAGUUCAAUCCGACGCAGCCGCAUCGAGUCAUCACCCGUCAGCUGGUGGACGAAAUCUUCAACGUGUAA